This is a messenger RNA of Trichobilharzia szidati, 585 nucleotides long. The record is from the annotation of a GenBank genome assembly. NCBI's taxonomy places the organism in Eukaryota, Metazoa, Platyhelminthes, Trematoda, Strigeidida, Schistosomatidae.
AUGCAUGUUGUUGAACCAACUAGUGUUGUAACAAAUAUGAUUAAAAAAUCGAAUUCUUAUCAUGAUCCUCAGUAUCAACAACAAAAUCGCAGUAAUCAUCGGCAGCAUACUCAAGAUAAUAUUAUAAUACCUUCAAAUACUACUACUACUACUACGACUGCCACACGUCGUCAUCGUCAACGUCAGCAGUCAUCUAAUCAAAAUGUUAUCCCAUCUGAACGGUGUGCUGAAUCUCAGACUCCCGCUGUUUACAUAAAUUCACAGCAUAUGAGUAAACAGAUGAAAAAGGCCACUCGAUCUCCACAUCGUUCACGUUCUACGCAUUCUCGUGUAUCGUCGAGUAAUAAUAAUAAUAAUACUAACAGUAAAUCUGCUGGUCACUAUCAAACACCAUAUGCUGCUACUAGUCACUCUUCUACUGUCUCAAGUACUCGUCGUCACCUCCGGUCACAACAGGAAGCUCGAAAAUCUGAAGGUUACUCAAAUCACAACAGAAGAAUUCAAGUAACAAUGCAAGAAGCUUCAUUGAUAGCAAUUCAACCGAUUGAUAAAUUGAUUACACCAAAAAGGCCAAUACAUCGGUAG